AUCUGGUUCAGCAUCUGCCACGCACGGCGCUUCCGCAGCGACCUCGCCCUCAGUCGGAUCGGCGGCGUCAGCGGCAGUAUGGCCCUGGAGGGGCUUGAAGGAGACAGUGAAGACGAUGGGGCGCCUCGUGUUAGCGGAUUCCCGCGAGAUCCAAGAGCUAGCCGCCGUCGUGUUCAAAAAGUUCGAGGCGGAGAAGGGCGGCCUGUCCGAGCAGCAAGAGGCGACGGGCAAGGCGUACGACGCGCAGUCCACCGCCCUGCGCGAGAAGGCCAAAAACGGGGAGCAGGUCGACUACGAGAGCAGGGGGGCGCCGCACGCGGCGAUCUUCGCAGCGUCGGUGAAGUGGUGGGGCACGCAGGGGAACCUUACCAAGCAGGAGCUGACCGAUGGCUUUGCGAGCCUGUGGAAGGACGUGAUCAUGCGCUUCACUUCCCAGCAGGUGGCGGCCCUGGCACAAUACUUCCGUUGGAAGCCACACAGGGGCAAGCCGAACAAGGGCAAGGGCAAGAGCAACAGCGACGACAUGCAGGAGGACGCGAAGGGCACCGACAAGGGGAUGAUCAUGUACGCGGUGGAGCUCUCUCACGCGAACGGCCCGAAGCUGUCGAUGUUGCUGGCCGAAGCCAUGGCAGACAUGAGGGCGAUCCACAAGCCAGGCGCAGCCCCUCCAGGCCCGUUGCACCGCCAGCUCUCGAGGAUGAUCAACGAGAUCUGAAUGCUUCGUCGACGGUUGGCCCACGUCUAUCUACAUCGGGGAGUCAGGCCGAUAAUGGCGAAGGGGCUGGGUAUCGUGGGCCUGGCCAGUGCAUCUUUUCAGUGAGGAACUCGGGUUCCGAGUCGGUGACGCCCGCGGCCCAGAACUUUUUGGUGGGUCCGGCGGGAUUCGAUUGGCGUCAGAGCGAGAGAUUUAGGGCCUUACAGGCUGCAGGCCAUCUCCCGCCGAGACCCCCUCCCCGUCCACUUUCUGUCCCGAC
Molecule: messenger RNA, 974 nt
Organism: Prorocentrum cordatum
Lineage: Eukaryota; Dinophyceae; Prorocentrales; Prorocentraceae
Source: the annotation of a GenBank genome assembly